This is a messenger RNA of Geosmithia morbida, 948 nucleotides long. RefSeq lists its product as uncharacterized. Lineage: Eukaryota; Fungi; Ascomycota; Sordariomycetes; Hypocreales; Bionectriaceae. The transcript is spliced from 2 exons. The coding region runs from base 1 to 948 and encodes 315 amino acids. Gene Ontology annotation, molecular function: GTPase activity. The record is from RefSeq and is a predicted model, not a curated record.
AUGAGCAAGUUUGGCGCCAUGGUCAUGGGCCCCGCGGGUGCCGGCAAGUCAACAUUCUGCGCCGCCCUCAUCACCCACCUCCAGAUGAACCGCCGAUCAGCCUUCUAUGUCAACCUGGACCCGGCGGCCGAGUCGUUCGAGCACACGCCCGACCUCGACAUCAAGGAGCUCAUCUCCCUCCACGAUGCGAUGGAGGAGGUGGGCCUGGGACCCAACGGCGGGCUGAUAUACUGCUUCGAGUUCCUCAUGGACAAUCUGGACUGGCUGACGGAGGCGCUGGAUUCCCUGACGGAGGAUUACCUGAUCAUCUUCGACAUGCCGGGCCAGAUAGAGCUGUACACGCAUGUGCCGAUUCUCCCAACGCUGAUGCGCUUCCUCUCGCAGCCAGGGUCUCUGGACGUGCGCAUGGCGGCCGUCUACCUCCUCGAGGCCACCUUCAUCGUCGACAAGGCCAAGUUCUUUGCCGGCACGCUCAGCGCCAUGAGCGCCAUGCUCAUGCUCGAGGUGCCACACAUUAACGUGCUGUCUAAGAUGGAUCUGGUCAAGGGCCAGGUCAAGAAGAAGGACAUGAAGAAGUUCCUCACCCCGGACACGGCCCUGCUGGACGACGAGCCCCGUGGCCGCCUCGAUUCCGAGAGCGGCAGGCAGGACCAGGGUCGGGAUGGCGACGGCGGCGGCGACGACGACGACGGCGAAGAUGAUGACGACGGGACUGCUCCCCCCGACGACAGACGUCAGGUCAUGAAGGGGGCCAGCUUCCGACGGCUCAAUCGCGCCGUCGCCGGACUUAUCGAGAGCUUCAGCAUGGUAAACUUCUUAAAGCUCGACGUCACCAGCGAGGACAGUGUGGGCGCCAUCCUCAGCCACAUCGACGACUGUAUUCAGUUCCACGAAGCCCAGGAGCCAAAGGAGCCUGCUGAUGAAGAUUCUGCCCAGGCUGACGAGUAA